This is a messenger RNA of Polistes canadensis, 1156 nucleotides long. Its product is annotated as B-cell receptor-associated protein 31. Lineage: Eukaryota; Metazoa; Arthropoda; Insecta; Hymenoptera; Vespidae. The transcript is spliced from 3 exons. The record is from RefSeq and is a predicted model, not a curated record. The coding region runs from base 203 to 907 and encodes 234 amino acids. Gene Ontology annotation, biological process: endoplasmic reticulum to Golgi vesicle-mediated transport; intracellular protein transport. Gene Ontology annotation, cellular component: endoplasmic reticulum; endoplasmic reticulum membrane.
UCUUAUUUCUUUCUUAACAUUUUGUUUUACCAGUGAUUCGUAAUAUUGUUGCAUGAACGUAACGAUCCUGUCCGUGAAUAAAAAAUUAGUAUAUUAAUCUUACGUGUGUAUCUAAUUAUACGGAAAUUUUACGUGUUACCCAUCCAGUAUUAUUCAUUCAUAUAUUCACUUAUAUAUAUAUAAAUAUAUACCAAGAAGAAAUAUGAGUUUGCAGUGGACACUGGUUGCCGCUUUCUUAUAUUUAGAAAUGAUAAUUGUAUUAUUGCUAGUAUUACCUAUACUAUCACCAACAAGAUGGCAGAAAUUUUUCAAAUCACGCUUUGCACAAAGUUUAAAUUAUCAGUCGUCAACUAUUUUCUAUAUCUUAAUUGCAAUAUUAAUUCUAUUUUGGGUGGAUUCUCUUAAAGAUAUGUACAAAUACUCUAGUGUUGGAAACCGUGCUGGAGAACAUUCUCAUUUAGACGCAGAAAUGCAAGGAAACAUGAAACUUUUCAGAGCGCAAAGAAACUGUUACAUAUCAGGGUUUUCAUUAUUUUUGGGUAUAGUUAUAUACCGUCUUGUAAAAUUAAUCUCUGCGCAAGCUACACUGUUAGCUCAAAGCGAAGCUGCUAUGAGACAAGCGCAAUCUGCUACAACUACAGCUAGAAGUUUACUUUCUCAGAAACCAAGUGGCGAAAGUGCUCAAAAUGAUUCUAAUGAAGCACACGAUAAAGCUGUUUCAGAAUUGAAAAAUCAAAUCAAAGAAUUACAAGCUAAGAAACUUGAACUUGAAACUGACCUAACAAGAGAGAAAAAAGAUAAAGAAGCUAUCAAAUCGCAAGCUGAUUCUUUAGCAAAAGAAUAUGAUCGUUUGAGUGAAGAACAUGCUAAAAGUUUACAAUCGAGUGGAGAUAAAAAAAGUGAUUAAGUUGUUGCCUUCCUUUUUUCUCGUUACCUCCAACGCCAAAGGCAUAUAAUUCAUUAUUUUUUACUUAAAUAUUUUUAAUAUUCUAUCCAAUUUCACGUUACAUUAUUUUUAAUAAUACUAAAACAAUUAUUAUAAUUUAUUUAUAUUGUUUACAAAAAUCCUGUAUAUACGUAUUAUUGCAAAUGUAAUAUGUAUCGCAAAUACAUUGUUAUAUUAAAUUUGGUUGUUUGCUUUAGGAAGUGAUCAACA